CACGGCUUUUCUUGCGUCAUAUUUUAGGGACACUUAGUGGGGACUGGUUUUGGUUUUGAUUGUAAGGAAAUUAACCUCGAAAAUGUACUUUUUUGAAGUUGUAUCUGAAUGUACUUGAGGCCCAGCAUAGAACAUGGAACUUCCUCCCCUCAGAACAGCCCUCUCAUGUUUCUUCGCCGGCUGACCUACUUCAGGUCCUCCUAUCAUCCCAGAGGGUGUCGGGCCUUCUCCAACCAACCAUCCACCCCUGCUUCUCAUCUAUGCCGGUCAGUCCAAAGGUUUCCACCCUGGCGUCCUCGACUGCCCCCUCCUCGUCCACCGGAUCACCCAAUCUUCACUGGUAGCACGUUCCACCCUUUUACCAUCCCGCCCGGUCGCUUCAGCGCUGCUGGUCUGCAGUCCCUCCACACCUCUGUUGGUCUCAUGAUGGAGCGUCCUAACAGAGAGCCUCCCAACAAACGGAGGAAAAGUGUAGAGGAGGGGAGAUGCGGUGAAGAAAAGGAUACAGGAGGGAGGGAAACGAGGAGCAAAGCAAAGGAGAGGGAGUCUAAGCAGGAACACCAUCAUCUGCAUUUUAGAGGGGAUGACAGGAAACCAGAAAAUCAGUUUGUUAGAAUCAGAGAUAAACCGAAAUCUGAACAAGAGAGAGUUUGUUGGAGGGAAAGCAGCAGGGAGAAGGCUGAUGAAAGGACUAAAGGGGAGAGGAAAGGUAGCAGAGAUGAAAGUCUGAAUCAACGCUCCCAACCUAUCCAACCCCUGGUUCAAAGGCCGGUCUGCUGA
Messenger RNA from Cyprinodon tularosa, 780 nucleotides. RefSeq lists its product as uncharacterized. The record is from RefSeq and is a predicted model, not a curated record. NCBI's taxonomy places the organism in Eukaryota, Metazoa, Chordata, Actinopteri, Cyprinodontiformes, Cyprinodontidae. The transcript is spliced from 3 exons. The coding region runs from base 109 to 780 and encodes 223 amino acids.